Molecule: messenger RNA, 4076 nt
Organism: Callorhinchus milii (elephant shark)
Lineage: Eukaryota; Metazoa; Chordata; Chondrichthyes; Chimaeriformes; Callorhinchidae
Gene: ctnnb1
Product: catenin (cadherin-associated protein), beta 1
Exons: 17
Coding region: 637-2982 (781 amino acids)
Biological process (GO): cell adhesion; positive regulation of transcription by RNA polymerase II
Cellular component (GO): adherens junction; catenin complex
Molecular function (GO): alpha-catenin binding; cadherin binding; transcription coactivator activity
Source: RefSeq, a predicted model, not a curated record
GGGUGUGAGAGAGGUUAUACCCUGUCUGGUGGUGGGGGGGAGUGAGAGGAAGUUAACCCUGUCUGCUGGUAGGGAGGGGUGAGAGAGGAGGUUAUACCCAGACUGGAGGGGUUGAGAGGGAAGAGGUUAUACUCAGUAGGGGCUGGGCUGGUAGAGUUUAUACCUGGAAAAGGGGAGGGAAAGAGAAAAGACAGGAAUUAUAUAGGGGUAUUCACACGAGGAGGAGCGAAGAGAUACAUUAUACUUCUGAGAUAGAAGAGAAAGAGGAUAUUCUUUAAUUGAAGUGGGGUAGAGGGGUAACAGAAUUGGAACAUCCUGUCAGGAUUUUUGUCCAGUAGCAUCAAAUCCCGCUGUUCUUAACACCCACCCCCCCCCCAAGAUUUUUUUUUACCAGAGACCAGUCAGCAGAGAAUUUAUUUCCAUCAGGAAAGAUCAACAUUGAAGGAAAGGUAGUUUAAUCGGUAGGAGAAUAAAGGUAUUUAUUUUGACAUUAAGGAUUUUGACCAAUGAAGAAAUAAAUUGUUACCAAAAAAAGAGCCAAUGUGGAGUGUCAGGUGAAAGAGCGGGCUUGCUUUCAGAGGUGAACUGAUCCUGGAGUCAAACCAGUCAAUAAAACCAGGAUACUGAAUAACAAAGAUGACAACUACAGCUGAUUUGAUGGAGUUAGACAUGGCUAUGGAGCCUGAUAGCAAAGCUCAGGUCAGUCACUGGCAACAACAGUCCUACCUGGACUCUGGAAUUCACUCUGGUGCUACAACUACAGCCCCCUCUUUGAGUGGGAAAGGGAACCCAGAAGAGGAAGAGGUGGACACCAAUCAGGUGCUUUACGAAUGGGAGCAAAGCUACUCACAGUCUUUCACACCAGAGCAAGUAACUGACAUUGAUGGACAAUAUGCUAUGACUAGAGCACAGCGUGUUCGAGCUGCCAUGUUUCCUGAAACACUGGAUGAAGGGUUGCAGAUCCCGUCAACACAGUUUGAUGCAGCUCACCCAACCAAUGUUCAGCGCUUGGCUGAACCUUCACAGAUGCUGAAACACGCUGUUGUUAAUCUAAUCAACUAUCAGGAUGACGCUGAGUUAGCUACUCGUGCUAUCCCAGAACUGACCAAACUGCUUAAUGAUGAGGACCAGGUUGUUGUAAAUAAGGCUGCUGUGAUGGUUCAUCAGCUGUCCAAAAAGGAAGCCUCUCGCCAUGCCAUUAUGCGUUCCCCACAAAUGGUAUCUGCUAUUGUCCGAACUAUGCAGAAUACCAAUGAUGUAGAGACUGCACGUUGCACUGCUGGCACUCUACAUAAUCUGUCCCAUCAUCGUGAAGGGUUGCUGGCUAUUUUUAAAUCCGGAGGUAUCCCUGCCCUGGUGAAAAUGCUUGGGUCUCCAGUGGACUCUGUUCUGUUCUAUGCUAUAACGACCCUUCACAACCUCCUGUUACACCAGGAAGGAGCUAAGAUGGCCGUACGCCUGGCUGGUGGCUUGCAGAAAAUGGUUGCUUUGCUAAAUAAAACCAAUGUCAAAUUCCUGGCCAUCACAACAGAUUGCCUGCAAAUAUUGGCGUAUGGCAACCAAGAGAGCAAGCUGAUCAUUCUGGCAAGUGGAGGGCCCCAGGCUCUGGUUAACAUUAUGAGGACCUAUACUUAUGAGAAACUACUAUGGACAACCAGCCGUGUGCUCAAAGUGCUGUCUGUGUGCUCCAGUAACAAACCUGCAAUAGUGGAAGCUGGUGGUAUGCAGGCCCUUGGACUGCACCUCACUGACCCAAGUCAACGACUUGUUCAGAAUUGUCUUUGGACUCUGAGAAAUCUUUCAGAUGCUGCUACUAAGCAGGAGGGAAUGGAAGGUCUUCUUGGAACUCUCGUCCAGCUUUUGGGCUCAGAUGAUAUUAACGUUGUUACAUGUGCAGCUGGUAUACUUUCUAACCUGACGUGUAACAACUACAAGAACAAGAUGAUGGUCUGUCAGGUUGGUGGUAUCGAGGCUUUGGUUCGCACUGUCCUCAGAGCUGGUGACAGAGAAGAUAUCACUGAACCUGCCAUUUGUGCCCUUCGUCAUUUGACCAGCAGACAUCAAGAUGCAGAGAUGGCUCAAAACGCUGUGCGUCUUCACUAUGGGCUGCCUGUUGUGGUUAAACUGCUUCAUCCUCCAUCUCACUGGCCUUUGAUCAAGGCUACUGUUGGUCUCAUUCGUAAUCUGGCCUUGUGUCCAGCUAACCAUGCCCCACUUCGUGAGCAAGGUGCCAUUCCAAGACUGGUUCAGCUGUUGGUUAGAGCCCACCAAGAUACCCAACGCCGCACUUCAAUGGGAGGCACACAGCAGCAAUUUGUGGAGGGCGUUCGAAUGGAAGAGAUAGUGGAAGGCUGCACUGGUGCUCUUCAUAUCCUUGCGCGUGAUGUCCACAACCGGAUUGUUAUCAGAGGACUUAAUACCAUUCCACUGUUUGUCCAGUUAUUGUAUUCUCCCAUUGAGAACAUCCAAAGGGUGGCUGCUGGUGUGCUGUGUGAGUUAGCUCAGGAUAAGGAGGCAGCCGAGGCUAUUGAGGCGGAAGGCGCCACAGCUCCUUUGACUGAACUGCUGCACUCCAGAAAUGAAGGUGUUGCUACCUAUGCUGCAGCAGUACUCUUCCGUAUGUCUGAAGAUAAGCCACAAGAUUAUAAGAAACGUCUAUCUGUUGAACUAACAAGUUCGUUGUUCAGAACUGAGCCUAUGGCGUGGAAUGAGACAGGAGAUAUUGGAAUUGACAUGGGAGCUCAAGGAGAACCACUUGGCUACCGUCAGGAUGAUCCGAGCUUUCGUUCUUACCAUUCAGGCGGAUAUGGCCAGGACCCCAUGGGCCUUGACCCGAUGAUGGAGCAUGAUAUGGGUGGACACCAUCCUGGUGCUGAGUAUCCUGUUGAUGGGCUGCCAGAUCUUGGACAUGCCCAGGAUUUAAUGGAUGGGCUGCCCCCAGGUGACAGUAAUCAGCUGGCCUGGUUCGAUACAGAUCUGUAAAUAUAACCUGCAUAAUAGUUGUACUGUCUGAAUGAACUUGCAUUGUGAUUGGCCUGUAGAAUUGCUGAGAGGGCUCGAGGGGUGGGCUAGUAUCUCAGAAAGUGCCUGACACACUAACAAAAAGCUGAGUUUCCUAUGGGAACAGUCAAAGUAAACUUUUUGUUCUGGUCCUUUUGGUCGGAGUAUCAAAGAGAAUGGAUUUGGAAAUGGCUGCUUAUUUUUCAAGAAUGCUCAAGAUCGGAUCAAGAGAUGGAACUUAUUAAAAACCCUAGCCUUGCCUGUUAACUUUUUUAUUAUUUUUUUAAUCUCCGUAAUGGUACUGAUGUAGCUUGCUUUGAAGUAGAUUAGACCAGUAAUACAUAUUCCUUUUAACAUAGUCUUGUAGUGUUACGUUAUAGUGGUAAUAAUACAACAGUUUCUGAUUUUUAAAAACAAGUAAUUGUGUAGAACACUAAUUCAAAUAGAUUAAUUGUAUUCUGAAGUGUAACAUUGUGUAGCUUUUGUAUAAAAAUGUAAAAUUAGACAAGUCCAAUUGCAGUUACUUUUAUUACGCUGAAAAAUGUAAGCAGGUAGAAUGAAAUGUUUGAUCAAUAUUGCUUCAUUUGGGGAUUUUUGGGGGGAUUGUAAGGUCAUUUCUACCAUGGUUACCAUUUCUACCAUGGUUGUAAUAGUUUGAGAGGACACUUGUCCCAUCCCCUCCCUAAAAAGGAACUAUUGUAUCCUGCUGCAAUGCAGAUGCUUCAUGAAAUAUGCGGUUGUAGAAUGGCCAAACCGAAUUAAACUGGACUUAUUUCAUUUUGUGGUUGAGUGAUUUAAUUACCAGGGUACCAUUAUUAAGUUGAUACGUAGGUUUAAGGAAUCGUUUGUCUCGUAUUACAUAAUUUUCAAGUGUGUAAGUUGGUUGAAUAAAAGUGGUUGGCAGUUCCUAUAAUAUUUCUAUAGGAUGUUUCAUUUGUGCAGUGGAUCAAUUAUGGUCAACCCAUUUUUCUAGAAGUCUAUUGUAAAGGGGGCAAGGUCUUCAAAUUUUGGCAAGCCCUUUUUCAUUUUCUUAAACGCAAUGUAAUGUAAUUCACAUUAAAAGGCAUAAUUAAUGA